Molecule: messenger RNA, 1020 nt
Organism: Stylonychia lemnae
Lineage: Eukaryota; Ciliophora; Spirotrichea; Sporadotrichida; Oxytrichidae
Source: the annotation of a GenBank genome assembly
AUGAGCCAGCAUAUAACCUAAAGUACCAAUCUAAACUAAUAGUAGAAAACUGAUAACUAAACGCUGAAUAGUUCUUAGAAUUAAGAUCAAACUAAGAAUAAUGAAUCAAAGGACCCAAGCUAAACUUCUCUGCUAUUUAAGAUAUUAGUUUGCGUAGGCUAUGCAUUUUUUUCAUCUCUAAUGAGCAUUGUCAACAAGACAUUGUUCAAUCAGUUCAAAAUUAAAAGUCCAGUUACUUUAUUGCUUGUUUAAUGCACAUGCAACAUUGUUAUCUGCUCAGCAAUGUUCAUAUAUAAGGAAUUUAAUUUGAAAGCAUUCAGAUCACUUGAUAAUAUCUAGUCUCGAGUACCAACUAUGUCAGAAGCUUUAUCAAAAUAUUCACUAGGCUUCAAGUUAAGUUCAUUAAACAUUAUGGCAUUAUUCUUAAGUUUGUAUGGUUCAAAAAUACUUAGUAUUCCACUGUAAUAUUUAGCAAUAUUGAAUAAUGUUUUAGAUUUCUAACUAUCAGAAGAUUGGGACAGUUUUGAUACUAAUUGGUUUGGGUACUUUGUUGUCUUAAUGACCAAUAUUUUGGGUGCUGCAUAUUCUGUUUAUUCCAAUAAAGUGAAUUCUGAGAAGAAACUAAUAACAUUCGGUGUAUUCUUUGCAAUCGGGUAUCUCAUCUUAACAGGCAACAUAGAUGAUAUAACUAAUGCAUUCUAAAACUGCAAUUCAAGUGAAAUGAAACUAGAAUUCUUAGUAUAUUUAUUCCUUUCUGGAAUUAUGGGAAUUGUAAUCUAAUUAACUAAUCUAAUGAUGGUCACAUUGGUUGAUUCAUUAGCUCCUAACUUUACAGGAAGUCUAAGAGAUGUAGCAUUAUCUUAUGCUGGAUAGAUAUUUUUCAGGGAAGAUAAAAUGAGCUUUUUGAUGGCAUUCGGAUUAUUCAUUAACUUUAUUGGAGCCCUUAUAUACCCCUUAGAUUAGUAUCGUAUUAGAUAAAGAAAUCUAUAGAGAGUAGGUGAAAAACAGAAGUAGAAUUGA